Zophobas morio is the source of this 1354-nucleotide messenger RNA. RefSeq names its product peroxiredoxin-6-like. The transcript has 7 exons. The coding region runs from base 180 to 1301 and encodes 373 amino acids. Gene Ontology annotation, biological process: microtubule cytoskeleton organization; mitotic cell cycle; cell redox homeostasis. NCBI's taxonomy places the organism in Eukaryota, Metazoa, Arthropoda, Insecta, Coleoptera, Tenebrionidae. Gene Ontology annotation, cellular component: microtubule; cytoplasm; cytosol. Gene Ontology annotation, molecular function: structural constituent of cytoskeleton; GTP binding; peroxiredoxin activity. The record is from RefSeq and is a predicted model, not a curated record.
GUUGGCCAAUGCGGUAACCAAAUUGGAAGUUGUUUUUUGCCAGAAAUCCUCCAAGAAUACGAUGUUAAACUAUCCCACGACCCCCCAAUUUUUUCAACUUUGGCACGAAAGCGGCAACUUUUGAUACGUUAAGCGACCUCCUUCGUAGCAAUGCCAAAGCUAGGUUUUUAUGUAUCGAUAUGGAGGACAGCGUCGUGGCUCGAUUCAGAGCCGGCAAGUUUCGGGACUUGUAUGACAAAAAAUGCCUCAUUACUAACUACCCGGGCUCUGGGAACAACUGGGCGGAGGGUUAUUGCAGCCACGGCCCCAAAUACAAACAAAAAAUACUCAACGCGGUGCAGUACGUCGUCGAACAGUGUGAUAACUUGAAUGGGUUUUUGUUGUUGUUUUCAAUGGGAGGUGGUACUGGGUCUGGUUUAGGUACCUUCAUUGUAAAACUGCUAGCAGAUCACUAUCCAUCCGUUGAAAGGUUUAUAGUUUGUGUUUAUCCCACUGGUACUGAAGACGUUAUUACGGCCCCAUACAACAUGGCGUUCGCCACCCAGGAGCUCGUAAAUAGCGCCACGUGUGUCUUCCCCGUUGAAAACAAGGCAUUGUUGGACAUCGUCUUUCGGCAAACUAGUCGCUACUGUGAUAGAGUGAGUCCGUUUGGGCCGUUCGAAGAUGUGAAUAAAAUUAUCGUUGAUAUGGUUCUGCAUUUGACGAGUGGGUCAAGGUUUGGGGGAAAGAUGAACAUUGACAUGAACGAUAUCAACACGAAUAUGGUGCCUUUCCCAAAAUUGAAUUUUCUGUUGAGUGGAUUUAGUCCCUUUGUUUUGAAAUAUGUCACUAGUAAACACUUGAAAAAUGAGUUGUCUUUGAUGGCGUCCAGUCGCAGUUGUCAGUUGGUGAAAGCAGACCCUUUAGAUUCUAGGAGUACGUCAAUGGGGGUUACGUUGUUAGGGCGAGGAAAAUUUUCCGUUAACGAUAUGAGGAACUACGUGGAUAAAUUAAAAACUAGGUUGCGGUUUGCGCCUUGGUCUAGCAAAGCUGUGAAAGUUGGAUUAUGUGACGUGCCCCCAAAGGGGUUAGAUUUUUCAGUGUUUUCGCUAAGUAAUAGCACGUCGGUGUUAAAUUUAUUUGAUGAAGUACUCAGUCAGUUCAUGAAACUGUACAAAAGAAAAGCACACGUGCACCACUACACAGCCGUUUCUGAGUUUGAUAUUCAAAAUUUUAAACAGUGUCAGAAUGAUCUUAACGAUUUUAUCCAACUGUAUCGAGACGUUGAGAAAAUCAAACCUUUUACAUUCAACAAGAGGUGAAAUGUUAAUACUUUAUUAAUAAAAUAUAAAAGCACAAUUGAAAAAAAUAUACA